AUAGUAUUUGUGAAAGAACAUCCCAAAAUUGUUCGUAAUUUUAAUUCCGCUGCAAAAAACCAACAUUCCAGGCAGAAACAAAACAUGAAUUGGCAUACGGGAAACAUAGCAGAGGCUGUGGCGGAAUCAAAAGCCAAAGAUGCCGUCUUCGUUGUAUACAUUGAAGGUCAGGACGAGAUGUCUGCGAAGCUGGACAGAUUCCUCAAUGAUUCACUGGUGAGCUCCAAGCUGAUGACAAACGAUUUUGUGGCUGUUAAAAUACAGGGCGACAGUCCAACGUACGUUCAGUUCUCAUCGCUAUAUAAAAUGGUGCCAGUGCCAUCAAUAUUUUUCAUUGGCAAUUCUGGAACUCCAUUGGAUGUGACAACGGGAAUCAUUGAGAGUGUCGAUCAACUUGUGGCUAAAAUCGAUAAAGUUCUGCACUUGGCGGGCAAGCAAACAAAUGUGGUUGCAUCCAGCAGCAGAGCUGUGGAAACUGUAGAAAGUGUGGAAAGCGUUGCAAAUGAGCGCAGCAUUGCAGGCGCCGAGGAAAAGUCAGCAACACAGCAGCAGGAAACGCAGGAAGAUGCAGUCAGCACAGAAUCAGCCGCAGAAUCAUCAGCUGCAACCGAGGAGCAAUCAUCGGAGGAUGCAGAUGCUCCCGAAGCAAUUGCAAUUGAGACAGCGGAACUCUUUGAUACGCCUGAAUUAAGUGAUGCUCACGAAGCAAUUGAUACGCCCGAGGGAAUGGAUGCUUCAUCACCGUCAGCUGCCUCAUCCCAGCCAGCUGUGGCAUCAUCAGCAGCUGCUGCCGCAGAGAAGCGAGCUGCCGCUGCCGCUGCCGCCGCUGCUGUGGCAUCGCUGCUGCCAGUGAGUAAUCCAUUGGUGGCAACCGCUCCUCCUUCGGCUACAGCUACAGAGGUGGAUGCAACAAUACAGCAGCUCGUGGAGCAGAAGAAACUAGAGCGACAGGUGGAGCAAAAGCGUCAGGACAAAGAAAACGAACUGCGACGACGUCGGGAGGGACGGGAAGCGCAGGUGCAACAGGCUCAAACCCGAGAACAGGAGAUCAAACAAAUGCAGGAUCGCAUACGCCGUGAUCGAAAGCAGGAGCAGGAGACACGUGAUCGCAUUCUCGCUCAAAUAGCCGCGGAUCGUGCAGAGCAGGCGAAUCGGGCGGAGGUACAGAGCAACAACAACAACAACACAUUAUCAACGACCACAGCGAAUACGGUGACAUCGGCGGAUUCGUCGAUCAGCUCGACGGCAGCGGAUGAGACGCGUCUGCAGAUCCGUUUGCCUGGGGGAAUCACACGCACCAAAGCCUUUGCCGUCGAGGAGCCUUUAACCACUGUGCGCGUGUAUGUGCUGAAUGAGCUGCUCGUUGGCAGCAACAUACGCGACUUCACACUGGCUACCAGCUAUCCACGACGCGAGUUCAAGACCGAGGAUGAGCUCAAGUCCCUCGUCGAUUUAAAUCUUGUGCCCAAUGCGGUGCUCUUGGUCCUCCAGCGGGAACAUGUCAAUACUGUGGUUCGCACCAGAAAUAAUCUGUUCAACAUAUUAUCCAGUGUGCUGUGGACCAUUCUCACACCCGCUACCAUGGCUUUCGAUUACCUUAACAAGAUGGGACUGCAACGCAUCCGACAACGCUUCAUGCAAAUGGUGUCCAAUGUGGGUUUGGUCAAGUCUCCCCCAGGUCGCAACAUUGCCGAUAAUCCAGUGGCAGCAGCUCAGGAUGCCUCGGCAAGACGCAAUAUGGGCUUGUUUCAAACAACGCUACACGCAAGGAACACUGGAAACCCUCCGGACUCCACAUCAGAUGAUGCGACAUCCACACAAAGCGCUGCCGAUGAUUCUCAGUAUCAGCCACCGCCCAUGAUAUUUACAGAGGGCUCGAUUGCACAGCAGGCGGCAACACAACGUUCCGGCGGAGUCUACAGACGUUACGGCGAAUCGAACAUACGUCGAUUGGCGGACACCACAAAGGAUGAGGAUGACAAGGCCACAUAUAAUGGCAACUCAACCCAGCAGCAAUAAUUGAAAAUAGUUAAAUACCAAUUAUGAUCUAUACAUAAAUAUAUAUAUAUCUAUCUAUAUAUAUAUAUCCUUAACCGUAGUUGUUACAUUCACAGCUUCAAGAUAUGCAGCCUUAAAUUAUUAUUAUUAAAUUCAACCUAUUACAAAAA
Messenger RNA from Drosophila innubila, 2168 nucleotides. Its product is annotated as UBX domain-containing protein 4. The record is from RefSeq and is a predicted model, not a curated record. The transcript has 5 exons. Gene Ontology annotation, molecular function: protein binding. The coding region runs from base 85 to 2019 and encodes 644 amino acids. Lineage: Eukaryota; Metazoa; Arthropoda; Insecta; Diptera; Drosophilidae.